GUGGCUUAGAUUCUACAAUCUUACUCUAGCAAGCUUUUAAAGUCUCUCUUUUUCCCUACACAUGCACUCUUGCUAUCACCAUACAUAGAAAAAACAAAGAGGAGGAAGAAGAAGCAGCAGAGGAGAAAGAAGAAGAGACGCCAUGGCUUGCAAGCUCGCCUCCUCCGCGGCGGUCGUGAGCUCCGUGCCGCAAUUCUGCGGCCUCAAGAAUCAAGCUCCGUCCAUGGUGGUGAUGUUGCCCGCGAUGAGGCGGAGGGGGAGAGGAGCCUUGGGGGCUCGCUGCGGCUUCAUCGGUUCUCCGACCAACCUUAUAAUGAUAACCACCACGAGCUUGAUGCUGUUCGCCGGGCGGUUCGGCCUGGCGCCGUCGGCCAACCGGAAGGCGACGGCCGGGCUGAAGCUCGAGGUGCGCGACUCCGGGCUGCAGACGGCCGACCCGGCGGGGUUCACCCUGGCCGACACAUUGGCCUGCGGCACCGUGGGCCACAUCAUGGGGGUCGGAAUUGUGUUGGGCCUCAAGAACCUGGGCAUAAUACCAUAAAUCAACAACGAAUUGGGUUCUUAUGAUGCUCCAGUGUGUUUAUUUAUGCCUUUUUGUGCUAUAUUGUUGUUAAGGGUUGUACAUGGUGGUUUGGUUUACUUUUCUCUACUAAAAGAGAUUUGCAAUUAUCCUUUCAAAUUUUAAGAAUGUAGAGGGAGAAAGUUCCAUAGUA
Messenger RNA from Ananas comosus (pineapple), 713 nucleotides. Its product is annotated as photosystem I reaction center subunit psaK, chloroplastic-like. Gene Ontology annotation, biological process: photosynthesis. NCBI's taxonomy places the organism in Eukaryota, Viridiplantae, Streptophyta, Magnoliopsida, Poales, Bromeliaceae. The record is from RefSeq and is a predicted model, not a curated record. The coding region runs from base 143 to 541 and encodes 132 amino acids. The transcript has 3 exons. Gene Ontology annotation, cellular component: photosystem I; membrane.